AUGUACAUCACCUCAUCAAACACAGGGUUGAGAGUAUCCUUAACAACGGGAGUCUGGGCAGCAACCCUGCCACCACUAAGAACUCUGACGUAUGGAUCAAUGCUUCCAAUGGUUUCCAAGUUCUUGAGGUUCUCGCACUUCUUGACAUUGAGUCUGACAAUACCCAUAGGAGGAAUGAAGCUAGCACCACCGUCAACACCAAGAGAACCGAGAGGUUUCCAGAUAGCCUUGAGUCUUAAGAAUCCAGAUCCAGAGGUCAACGAGAUAGUUGAUUUUCCUUCAAGAGUAUUGAAGACCAAAUCGUUCAAGGAAGAGGAUGCGUAUUCACCAAUGAUUGGAGUUCCCAUUUGUCUUGGCCUUGAUGUCAGAAACGUAUGGGGUGGCAGCACCUUGAUCGGUAGCAAAUUCGACAUAAGGACUGAUGUUGGAGUCUUUGAAAUACUCAGCACCUCUCAGGUUGACUGCAAGAACACCCUUGGCUUCAGGCAGCAUGCUCUCGAAGAUCUCCUCGACGUCAAUGUCCAAAGAGUUAGGAGCAUACAACAUAGGUCCAAGGUUGGAGUGGAUCAAACUGUUCACAAAGGAGGAAAGACCUGGAAUCACGGACAUGAUGUCAAUACCGAAGGUAUUACCUCCAACUGGCUUCAAAGCGUAAUCGAUAGAAGGAGGUUCCAAGAAAGAAACAGAAACAGUUUUGAUAUGAGGCAUGUUGUCGCCGAGUUUCAUUGUGAUUCUCAUUUUUCCCUUGAAAGACAUGUCCUCAACAAGAAUAGGGAGCGAGGCACCAACAAAACCUUUACCGACUCUGAUUCCAAGAGCGACCUUUGGGUCAAUCUUCUUCUUCAGCUCGUUCUUGGUCAUGUCAUCAGUGUCGUUUGGUGUGAAUCCAAAGUCCCAGUCCAUUUGCCAGACAUCUCUACCCAGUUUGGUGAACGAUUUGAUACUUUCCACCUUUGGGGCCUUGGUACCCAGAGUGAACUCGUCCAGAGUCAACUUGUCAAUUGGAGGAGGAGGAGCAACAUCCUUUAG
Ogataea philodendri is the source of this 1029-nucleotide messenger RNA. RefSeq lists its product as uncharacterized. Bases 1 to 1029 code for a protein of 342 amino acids. NCBI's taxonomy places the organism in Eukaryota, Fungi, Ascomycota, Pichiomycetes, Pichiales, Pichiaceae. The transcript has 2 exons. The record is from RefSeq and is a predicted model, not a curated record.